Camelina sativa (false flax) is the source of this 1767-nucleotide messenger RNA. The record is from RefSeq and is a predicted model, not a curated record. NCBI's taxonomy places the organism in Eukaryota, Viridiplantae, Streptophyta, Magnoliopsida, Brassicales, Brassicaceae.
AUGGAGAGCAUCGAUGAGUUGCCAGAUGAACUGCUCGUGAAGAUAUUGGCAUCGCUUCCUAUGUUUAAAGAGACUGUAGCAACAACUCUCAUAUCAAAACGUUGGCGGGAUCUUUGGAAACUGGUGCCGGAUCUCAAGUUUGAUGAUACAUCGUUUGAGAGUACUGGUGAGACUUUUAUCAGUUUUGUUCAUACAUCUUUGGUGUUAAAGAAUCAAACUAUAGAGAGACUGCAUCUCAAGCUUAGCCGAAACUAUUUGGCUUCAAUCAUCAAUCAUUUGGUUCAAGCCGUCGUUGAUCGAUCUGUGAGAGUGGUGAGACUCGACCUGUCUGGCAAAACCCUAAAAUUACCAAGUUGCUUGAGUACUUGCAGAACCCUAGAAACACUGAUACUUUGUGAAACAAGUAUCGAGGGUGUCCAACAAUCGUUUUGUUUGCCAUCACUCAAAACUCUACACCUUUCAUCGGUUAAGUUCUCGGGGUACCAAUCUGUUGCAAGUCUUCUACAAAUCUGUCCGGUUCUUGAAGAUUUGGUUUUCUCUGCCGACAUAAAUGUUGCAAGUCUCUUAGAGAUUUGUCCAGUUCUCAAAGAUUUGGUUGUACACCGAACCAAAGUCUUCAACGUUGAAGUGUUUAAGUUGAGUACUUGGGUGACCCUAAAAUCACUGAAACUCCGUGACCUAUGUAUGGAGAUAUUUCCGUAUCGGUUAUACUUGGCAUCACUCAAAACUCUGCACCUUAUAUCAGUUCAGUUCACGGUCGACAAAUAUGUUGUAAGUCUCUUACAAAUUUGCCCUGUUCUUGAACAUUUGGUUGUAGACCAAACCAGCACAGCAGUCUUCAAUAUGAAUGUGCCUAGUUUGAUUGCUUACGGAACCCUAAAAACAUUGAUACUCCGUGGACUAGGUAUCCAGGUUGUUCCACAAAGGUUCCAUUUGCCAUCACUCAAUACUCUGCACCUUAUCUCGGUUAGGCUCUUGGGCGGCGUAACUGUUGCAAGUCUUUUAACAAGGUGUCCUGUUCUUGAAUGUUUGAUUGUAAGCGAAACCAAUGAGAAUGUGAUGAUAUCCAAUAUCGAUGUGCCUACUUUGAGGAACUUAUAUAUCAAGACCUUGACUAUGGAUGACUGGAAAGAGACACAUGAGAAACGCACCUACUAUGUUGCGGGGAGUCAUGGCUUUGUGAUAAAAGCUCCUUUAUUGACAGAACUGAACUUUGAGGAUACAAUAAGUAAUUUUCUAGUGUUUGAAUCUAUGCCUCAGGUGAUCAAAGCGAACAUCGAGGUUAUUUAUCACCAAUCUGAGAACUUCAUAGGAUCUCUUACCUCAGUCCGACAUCUUUCUCUUUGUACUCUAGCUUCAAUGACUCCAUAUCCUAAAGGCACUUCCUUAUCCUCUCUUAAACACCCAGAGCUAUGUACAUGUUCUGAGGGAUGGCCAAAUCAACUUGUGUGUAUGCUCAAUGACGCUCCCAAAGUUCGAUAUCUUAAGCUUAAGUCGAAACAUAGUGCCAGUGACAGUGAACUGAUGAACCUCUGGAAAAAAACAAAAGCUGUUCCCAAAUGUUUAUCGAAGCAUCUAGACUUGGAAUGGAAACAAUAUGAAGGCACAGAGCAACAGAGCAGUGUGGCUGAGUACAUAUUAGCAAACGCUAGUUGUCUAAAGACGGCGACAUUCUCGUUAAGUUGUAGAAACAGAAAAUAUCGCAAAAUAAAGAAGUUAAAGUCUAUGGGCAGAGUUUCAAAGACAUGUCAGCUUGUGUUUGACUAA